This is a messenger RNA of Darwinula stevensoni, 570 nucleotides long. NCBI's taxonomy places the organism in Eukaryota, Metazoa, Arthropoda, Ostracoda, Podocopida, Darwinulidae. The record is from the annotation of a GenBank genome assembly.
AUGCUUCGUAUUGGUGCCCGUACGACGAUUGGUGCCCAUAGCAUCUUAGAGGGUGUUACCACAAUUGGUGUCGAUAAUCGUAUUGGUCACUACGCGGUCAUCGGCGGUGCACCACAGGAUAUGAAAUAUCAAGGUGAGCCAACAGAGCUUUUGAUAGGGGAUCGUAACACCAUUCGAGAAUUUACCACGAUCCAUACUGGAACCGUACAAGAUAAAGGCGUUACCCGCAUAGGUAGUGACAACUGGAUUAUGUCUUAUGUCCAUAUUGGUCAUGAUUGCCUCGUCGGCAACCAUACAAUUUUUUCAAGUAAUGCACAAAUUGCAGGUCAUGUGACGGUGGGCGAUUGGGCAAUUCUCGGUGGAAUGUGCGGUGUUCACCAGUUUAUUCAAAUUGGUACACACGCCAUGCUCGGAGGAGCCUCUGCAUUAGUCCAAGAUCUCCCGCCUUUUGUGAUUGCUGCAGGUGACAAAGCGGUUCCUCACGGAAUUAAUGUAGAAGGGCUAAAGCGUCGCGGGUUUUCCCCCAGUCAAAUUAGCCACUUGCGUCAAGCUUAUAAAAUUCUCUACAAG